Messenger RNA from Penicillium taxi, 399 nucleotides. RefSeq lists its product as uncharacterized. The record is from RefSeq and is a predicted model, not a curated record. The transcript has 2 exons. NCBI's taxonomy places the organism in Eukaryota, Fungi, Ascomycota, Eurotiomycetes, Eurotiales, Aspergillaceae. Bases 1 to 399 code for a protein of 132 amino acids.
AUGAGUUCUGCGAUUCCCGAUACUUUCGUCAUUAUUCAUGAUUCCCCGCUGGUAGACCAACGAUGCUGGCCACAGCCUGUUGAUAGCUAUAUGUUGGAAAAACAAGUUCUAGAAAUCCCGUCUGCGAAACACUCUCGUGACAUUGCCGUCUCGCCUCUCCCCGAUCUGCUCAUCAGCGGUAACCGGACAAAUUCAAGCGCGCUUCAUAUGAUACGAUUCUCUGGCCCACUUCUGCCUUGGACAGGAUUCACCACUGCUGUCAAAAAUGCCUACGAUACACAGCAGUGGAGUAGGCGGGUGAUUCAGAUCAGCAUUGAAGCCAGAGAUCUCACCAAUGAGAAGAUUUUUGUCGGAGAUGAAGCCGGAGUUUAUGCUCAAUUCCAGCAAGCUGCUAGAUAG